CGGGGGUUGGUUGAGAGUCCGCGCGGUUGAGAAGGAACAACAGAGCUGACAGGCAGCAGCGCGACUCCAGUCACGUCAAGGGGAAGAUGGAGCAGCACAUAGGCGCCGGGGACUUCAACAUCUUACUAGCUACUGACUCCUACAAGGUCACGCAUUACAAACAGUACCCGCCCAAUACCAGCAAGGUGUACUCUUAUUUCGAGUGCCGGGAGAAGAAGACAGACCCUACCAAGCUCAGAAAAGUCAAAUACGACAAAACGGUCUUCUAUGGGCUUCAGUACAUUCUCCACAGAUAUUUAAAAGGACAGGUGGUCACACGAGAGAAGAUUCAGGAAGCAAAAGAGGUGUACCGGGAACACUUUCAGGAUGAUGUGUUCAAUGAGAAAGGAUGGAAUUACAUUUUGGAGAAAUACAACGGUCACCUGCCCAUCGAGAUCAAGGCUGUGCCGGAGGGUAGCGUGAUCCCGCGUGGGAAUGUGCUGUUCACCGUCGAAAGCACAGAUCCGGAGUGCUACUGGCUCACCAACUGGGUAGAGACCAUCCUGGUGCAGAUCUGGUAUCCCAUCACCGUCGCGACAAACUCACGAGAACAGAAGAAGAUUCUGGCCAAAUAUCUCAUGGAAACGUCAGGAAGCCUGGAAGGACUGGAAUAUAAACUGCAUGACUUUGGCUACAGAGGGGUUUCAUCUCAAGAGACGGCUGGUAUCGGAGCAUCUGCACACUUGGUAAACUUCAAAGGAACAGACACCGUGGCCGGGAUCGGCGUUAUUAAGAAGUACUACGGCACCAAAGACCCGGUUCCUGGUUUUUCAGUACCAGCUGCAGAACACAGCACAAUCACUGCCUGGGGAAAGGACCAUGAGAAGGAUGCUUUCGAACACAUCAUCAAGCAGUUCCCUUCUGUCCCCGUGUCAAUCGUCAGCGACAGCUACGACAUCUACAACGCCUGCGAGAAGAUCUGGGGAGAGGACUUGAGAAGUCUGAUCGAGAUGAGGAGCGCAGACGCCCCGCUGGUGGUCCGACCGGAUUCAGGAAACCCUCUAGACACAGUGCUAAAGGUCUUAGAAAUUUUAGGAAAGAAAUUUUUACCGGUUGAGAACUCUAAAGGCUAUAAGGUGCUUCCUCCCUACAUCAGAGUCAUUCAGGGUGACGGUGUGGACAUCAAUACUUUACAGGAGAUUGUGGAGGGCAUGAAAGAGCACAGAUGGAGCAUCGAGAACAUCGCGUUUGGCUCAGGAGGAGCUUUGCUGCAGAAACUGACCCGAGAUCUGCUCAACUGCUCUUUUAAGUGCAGUUACGUGGUGACGAACGGACUGGGCGUAAACGUCUUCAAAGACCCUGUUGCAGACCCCAAUAAAAGGUCAAAAAAGGGUCGGCUUUCCCUUCACCGGAAACCUAAUGGAGACUUUGUUACUCUGGAAGAAGGAAAGGGUGAUCUGGAGGAAUACGGAGAGGACUUGCUGCACACUGUGUUCAGGAACGGGAAGAUUGUAAAGACGUACACCUUCGAUGACGUCAGAGACAAUGCCAGGGUGAAGGAGAGUGAACUGGAGGAUCUGCUGCUCUGAGAGCGUCUCCCAUCAGCCCCCUCUCUCCACCCACACCCACCCGAGAGAGCCUGCGUCCCGACAGACGUGAGGACACACAGUUACCCCACGUUCAGUGUACAGAGCCGUUCUAUGUUUCUGUCGACCGACUCCGCUACGCUUCAGUGUCUCUUUCUAACGGCGGACGAGAGCAGUUAUCAUGCUAUUUAAAUCAUUUAACUGUGUAUUUGACCAAGCGUGCUAUUGAUCACACGUCUUUGCAGGAAUGGAGACGUUUUAUGUGUGCGUAUACCGCAAGAGAAGAUUUCGCUUUGCUUGACCGUAGGACUGAAAGGUAAUCGUUCAGUGUUUGUCGAAUGUGAAUGUUGUGUGUAGGGUUUAUCACUUUAUCCAAGGAUCGAUCGAUUCCUUUAUGCAAAGGAGACGGCUGAACUAGAGGGAUACUUUCAUUCUCUUUCAUUGGCCUUGUGUUUAUUUCGUCAUUUCGGGUUUUAUUUGAAAGAUAUGAAACCUUGAAAGAGCACGUUUAGGUUGCAUUUCACCCUAAAAUCAAAAGAAAAAAUUAGAAACUUAAUUUUGCAUAUAAAAUUGCAUUAUUAAGCUUAUUUUAACACCAAUUCUCAUUACUAUACUGUGUCCAGAUGUUGCUUUUAUUUUUACUGUAAUUCUUAACGUUGUCAAUGGUAAUUCUCAUUAAUCAUGUUAAAUGUUCUUACUGUAAAGGAUUUUCUUUUAAAUUAGCAUAAAUUAUAAAUUUAAGGCAAUACAGUAUAUUUAACAAAAAUAAUUUUUUACAAUUUAAUGACAUUGCAUUGUAUUAAUAAUGGGAAUUUUUGGCCUUUAUUUCAUGAAAAAUUGUGUAUAUUAAAAAAAAAAUCUAUAUAUAAUUUUUACAAUUUAAUGACAUUGCAUUAUAUUAAUAAUGGCAAUUUAUAGGCUUUAAUUCAUAAAAAAAAAUUGUCAGGUUUUUCUUUUAAAUUAGCAUAAAUUAUAAAUUAAAGGCUGUACAGUAUAAUUAACAAAAAAUAUUUUGUUUUACAGUUUAAUGACAUUGCAUUGUAUUAAUAAUGGGAAUUUUGGCCUUUAAUUCAUGAAAAAUUAUGUCAGUAUUUUCAUUUAAAUUAGCAUAAAUUUUAAAUUAAAGGCAUUGCCUGACAUGCUGUAUAAAUGCAGUAUAUUAAAAAAUUAUAUAUAUAAUAUAAAUAUAAAUAAUUUUAACAAUUUAAUGGCAUUGCAUUGUAAUAAUGGAAAUUUAUGGGCUUUUUAUUUCAUGAAAAAUUGUCAGGAUUUUAUUUUAAAUUAGCUUAAAUUAAAAGCAGUGCAAGACACAUGCUGUAUAAAUACAGUAUAUGUAAACUAAAUUUUUAGAUAGAUAAUUUUUUACAAUUUAAUGACAUUGCAUUAUAUAAAUGGUAAGAAUUUAUGGGAUUUAUUUUCUGUAUUUAUUUUCAAAAUAUAAUUUCUUAUUUCUUUCUUUUGAUUUUUGGGGUGAAAUACGCUCUGGACGUGUUUUUGACAGGAUUCAUCCGAAUAUAACAGACCCUUUCCUUUCUGCGUAGAACAUUAUCCUGAUUUUGCCAACAUGUUAAAUGCUUCAUCUUGAUAUACAAUGUAAACCUGACAUAUUUAAGUCAACAAAAAAGUCUUUUUUUAAUACUUCUCACUACAGCUCUUUCUUUGAAAUCACAAUUUAUUACACAGCGGGAAUCAUUUUACAAGAGCUUGGUUUUACUAUUUUCCUACUGUUUUAAACUCCAGAAUCAUUAUUUUUUAUGACAGACGUAAAUAUCGCCAGAGGAAUAUCCAUAGUCUGAAUAAUGUGGCCAAACUGCCUCCUCUCUUGUAUAUACCGGCGUGCGUGUUUGUUUUGAGAGAGCUGGCUUCCUAUUUGUGCAAAUAGAGAUCUGUUCUUAUUUUUGUCUAAUGCCCAUUUUGUACCAACAGAAAAUUCACGUAUCUGUUACGUUCUGUAGAAAGACUGAUGGCGCUCGGUCAGUCUCCGGCACGUGCGUUGAUAUGCAUAUGUGCGAGUGAGUGUGUGUGUACAUACUUGUUUGAUUGACUAUACUUGUUAAUUAUAAUUUCAUUGAUGUUUUUAUGUAUAUGUUGGGUCUCCCUUUUUCUUUCAAAUAUAUAUAUAUAUUUUAAAACUAACAUGACCGAUGCAGUUUCGACAGCGUACUGCGACAACAACAGUCCAUCCUUUUUGCUGAAAUGUUAUUCUUUCUUUUCCUUUUUUAUGGAAUAGUGAAAAAGAUGAAACCAUUCCCUUUUAUAGCUGCUGUAAAGACAGUAAACUGUUUCUCAAUGCACUAGCCUUCAAUCUAGUAAUGAAUCACUUCAUUUUGAUGACGAGUUUAAAACUGUGUUAAGGAACAUUAGUGUGAAAGUUUAAAUAAAAAGCAAUAUCAUACCA
Molecule: messenger RNA, 3963 nt
Organism: Labeo rohita (rohu)
Lineage: Eukaryota; Metazoa; Chordata; Actinopteri; Cypriniformes; Cyprinidae
Gene: nampt1
Product: nicotinamide phosphoribosyltransferase 1
Exons: 11
Coding region: 87-1568 (493 amino acids)
Biological process (GO): NAD+ biosynthetic process
Molecular function (GO): nicotinamide phosphoribosyltransferase activity
Source: RefSeq, a predicted model, not a curated record